Molecule: messenger RNA, 786 nt
Organism: Scatophagus argus
Lineage: Eukaryota; Metazoa; Chordata; Actinopteri; Scatophagidae
Gene: atp6v0e1
Product: ATPase H+ transporting V0 subunit e1
Exons: 4
Coding region: 132-377 (81 amino acids)
Biological process (GO): proton transmembrane transport
Cellular component (GO): proton-transporting V-type ATPase, V0 domain
Molecular function (GO): proton-transporting ATPase activity, rotational mechanism
Source: RefSeq, a predicted model, not a curated record
UGGUCAUGUGAUACGAGCUGCCUUUUCCUCCGUCGUCCUGCUGCUUGUUCUGACAGCUGGGCAGCUCUGAAGUUUCUCAAGUCAAAAGUUUGUACUUCUGAUAUAUUCGUGGUUUAAAAUAAAGUACUACGAUGGCGGAGCUGCGUUUUGUGAUUGCCAUGUCAGUGAUGACCCUGUUUUGGGGUAUUGUUGGAGGAGUUGUGCCCUGGUUCAUCCCCAAAGGACCAAACAGAGGAGUGAUAGUCACAAUGCUGGUGUUAACUUCAGUUUGCUGCUACCUGUUCUGGCUGAUAGCAAUUCUUGCCCAGCUGAACCCACUUAUUGGGCCUUCUUUGUCCACUGACACCAUUUGGUAUCUGAGCUUCCACUGGCCUUAAUUUACCCUCCCAGGACUCCUGAUCAUUGCAGCAGAACAGGACCUGACACUACUGCAUACCAAUGGAUGUGUACUGCUCACUCCCAUCAGUGAGCAGAGAUUCCAUCUGAAUCGCCUUAAACUCAGACCCUUGUGUGAUUAUUGAGUGAUGCCCACACUGGUGCCUUGUACAGAAUGAUUCCCAAAGGAGCACUGAGAGAUCUCGCUGAAUGUGCUUUUGUUAAAUUAAAGCAACCUUCACUUGAUGUUGUUGGGUUUUUACAUUAUGUAUAUUGAGUUUAUUGCUGUUGUUAAUAUGAAUGAACUUGCCUUUCAGUAAAUGAUGUGCUGUGUGUUUAAUGUCUUUUUGUCUGGUUGUAUUAGUGAUACAAUACAAUAUUUGUUAAGUAAUAAAUUAAUAAUCAACCCGA